Coregonus clupeaformis (lake whitefish) is the source of this 4280-nucleotide messenger RNA. It is a transcript of the gene crb1, whose product is annotated as crumbs cell polarity complex component 1. NCBI's taxonomy places the organism in Eukaryota, Metazoa, Chordata, Actinopteri, Salmoniformes, Salmonidae. The record is from RefSeq and is a predicted model, not a curated record. Bases 105 to 4076 code for a protein of 1323 amino acids. Gene Ontology annotation, molecular function: calcium ion binding. Gene Ontology annotation, cellular component: plasma membrane; protein-containing complex. Gene Ontology annotation, biological process: establishment or maintenance of epithelial cell apical/basal polarity; heterophilic cell-cell adhesion. The transcript is spliced from 13 exons.
GAGAGAGAGAGCGAGGAGGAAGCGCGAGAAAGAUGAGGCAGAGACUCCAGUAGCCUACCGACAUGCUUCACACAGAGCGAGCAGGAUGAUUUUCUAUCACGAAUAUGGAUUUAUUGCGAUCUACUAGGUUUCAUUCACUUGCAUGCGCCUUGAUCAUCUAUGGUGCACUAAUCAUAGGGAUAGAUGGUGCAUCUCCACUGAAAGCGAGGUCGGUGGCCCCGGGAACAGACCAGUGUUCCCCCAACCCCUGCUACAACCGGGCCAUCUGUCGUAGCCGUGGUGAUGGUUACUCUUGUUUCUGCGUGCCGGGGUUCCAGGGUGAGCGCUGCCAGAUCGAGGUGAACGAGUGUGUGUCGCAGCCCUGCAGGAACAGAGCCACCUGCGUAGACAGGGUGGGCAGGUACACCUGCCUCUGCAGCCCGGGGUUCACAGGUGCCACCUGUGAGGUCCAGAUUGACGAGUGUCAAUCACAGCCCUGCCUCAAUGGCGGGAGUUGUCAUGACUACGUCAACGGCUUCUCAUGCACCUGCAUGCCCGGUUUCCAGGGCGACCGCUGUGAAAUCGACGUUGAUGAGUGCCAACACCAGCCAUGCCAAAAUGGGGCCCUGUGUAUUGAUAGGGUGAAUGGGUACAGCUGCGACUGCUCCCAGACCACCUUCUCUGGACGACACUGUGAAACUGCUGCACCUCCAUGCACGUCCCAGCCCUGCCUCAACAGUGCCACCUGUCUGGAGGACGAGGGGAACUACAGCUGUGACUGCUGGCCAGGGUUCAAGGGUCGUCAGUGUGAGGUGGAUGUGAGUGAGUGCAGCAGCAGCCCCUGUCUGUACAGGGGCCGGUGUAUAGAGCUGUCCUGGCAGAGCCUGUAUGGUUCAGAGCCUCUGCUUCCAGACCACUACGACCCACAGCAAGCUGCAGGCUUCAUAUGCAGCUGCCCACCAGGAACCACAGGUACCCUUUGUGAGGAGGUAGUGGACGAGUGCGACCCCAGCCCUUGUGAGAACGGGGGUCAGUGUGAGAGCCUUGUGGGGGGCUAUGUGUGCCACUGCUUUCCGCAGAACCAAGAUGAGUUCCUGUACGGGGGACAGAACUGCAGUGAGGCUAUGGUGGGCUGUGAGGGCCACGAGUGUCUAAACCAGGGCUCCUGCUCUCCCUUCCUGAGUGACGGGCAUCAUGGCUACUCCUGCCUCUGCCCCCCGGGCCACACCGGGCCUCUCUGCCAGACCCCCACAGUCUUCUCCUUCGAGCGGAGCGGCUACUUGCUGUUGCAGAGCCCACUGGUGGCCGCGGAGGCCUCAUGCAACAUCACCCUGAGCUUCCGGACAGUGCUGCCCAAGGCCGUGCUCUUCCAGCGGGGCAGUGGAGGGCUGGUCCUGGGUCUGGAGCUGCUGGGGGGCCAGCUGACACUCAGCCUCAGGAGGGAGGCCUCGGCUGGGGGUGGGGUCGAGGGAGAGGCCCUGCAGCUUAGGCAGACCCUGGAGCUCCCCCUUAACGUGACUGAUGGGGAGUGGCACUCUGUGAAGGCCGUGCUGGGGGACGGCCUGCUCAGCCUCAGGCUCCUGGAUGGUGGGGUCUGUCAGGAGCAGGACUGUGAGAGGGAAGCCCGGGUCGAAGGCACCCUGGCUGGGGUGAACUCUCCAGAGUCUCCCCUCCAGAACACUUUCAUCGGCGGGGUGGUGGAGGCAGGCGGGGCCCUGGUCCCGGUCCCGGCCUUCAUUGGCUGUCUGCGGGACGUGUUUGUGGACUCCCAGCUGUUGGUUCCGGAGGAGUGGCUGAGCGACUCGGCAGUGAACGUGACUGCAGGCUGCAGCCACAGGGACAGAUGCCAGGACAACCCCUGUCAGAACAGAGGACAGUGCAUCAACCUGUGGCAGAGCUACCAGUGCCGGUGCCCCCGGCCAUACGAAGGUCACGACUGUGCUGACGAGUACGUGACGGCCCGUUUCGGCAAUGAGGACUCUCAGAGCUAUGCCGUCUUCACCAUCACAGACUACCCAGGAAGUGACAUCACCGUCUCCCUCUUCCUGCGCACACGGCGCCAUGCUGGCCUCUUAUUGGUGCUCGUCAAUAGCACCAGCCAAUACCUGCGCCUGUGGCUGGACGAGGGACGGGUUAGAGUUCAGCUCCAUAACUUUGAGACCUUGACCAGUGAGAGUGCGGUCAACGACGGAGACAUCCACUUUGUGAGCGUGGUGGUUGACCGUGAGCUUAUGGUCCUGUACGUGGCCAACCAGAAGCAAGGCUCGGUGGAGGUCAGGACGGUGGACAGUCAGAUGGGGGAUGUGGUGUAUGUUGGGGGUCUGGUGGAGCAGAAGGCAUCAGCAGCGUUCGGGGGCUACUUUAAAGGCUGUAUCCAGGACCUGAGGAUCAACGGAGAGAGACUGCAGUUCUUCAGGCUGGACACCCCGGUGACGUCAUAUCCUCUGGAGCUCAUGGCUAACGUCACGGCGGGCUGCACUGGGGACGACUCCUGUAGUAGGAACCCGUGUCAGAACGGGGGGAUGUGCUACUCCAUGUGGGACGACUUCACCUGCACCUGCCCCCCCAGCACUGCAGGGCGGCGCUGUGAGGAGGUCAAGUGGUGUGAGCUGUCCCCUUGCCCCGCACAGGCAGAGUGCCACAUCCUCAGCCAGGGAUACGAGUGCUUUUCCAACGCCACUUUCCUUGACGACAGCAGUGUGCUGUCUUACCGCAGUAACGGCCGUAUCCAACGCAGCCUAGCCAGUAUCUCCCUCAGCAUGCGUACCCGUAAACGCCACGCCGCCAUCUUGCACGCCGAGCGUGGGCCAGAGUUUGUGACGGUGUCUGUGCAGGAUGGCCUUCUCUUCCUUGAGCUCCAGAGCGGUGUGGGGGAGGGCUCCUCCACAGUGUCCCUGAGCAGUCGGAGGGGGGUCAGCGACGGGGAGUGGCACAGCGUCCACCUCUUCAUGGUCACCCCCUGGGCAGAGGCCUCCCGCUGGACCCUGGUGCUGGAUGAGGAGGCGGAGGAGGCAGGGACCUCCAGCAGCGAAGGGGGCAACCUGGACUUCCUCAGGGAGGAGGUGGACAUCCUGCUGGGGGGGCUGGGGCCCGAGGCUGGCUGGAGCCUAGUGGGGUGCCUGGGCACCGUGGAGGUAGGGGGCAUCGCGCUGCCUUACUAUAGCCCCUCAGAGGUCAACCUGCCCCGGACUCAGGAGGAGCAGUUCCUGCGAACGUCCCCCAGCCCGCCCAGGGGCGGGUGCAGUGGAGGCCCGGUGUGCCAGCCUAGCCCAUGUGUGAACGGGGGCAGCUGCCAGGACCUCUGGAACCUGUUCAACUGUAGCUGUGAGGAGGGCUGGACCGGACGCCGCUGUGAGCUCAACACAGACACCUGCGCCUCCAACCCCUGUAUCCAUGGCAACUGCAGCGUUCAGGGGCUGGCAUACGAGUGUUCCUGUGAGUUUGGCUACACCGGGAUGAACUGUGAGGAGGAAGUGGAUGUGUGUGAGAACCAUCUAUGUGCUCAUGGAGGGACGUGUCUACAUGGAGUGGACAAGUACGCUUGUCUGUGUGCUGAGAACUACACCGGACCUUACUGCAAUGAUCGUAUUGAGGAAAUUCCAUGGUACAUAGUAGUCAACAGGAAGGUUCGGCCCAAGCUGCCAGUGUCCGUCUGUGGAGAUGAAACCAGAAACUACACCUGCUUCAACGCAGGGAACUGCACCGAGAGAGACCUGUCCUGUGACUGUCUACCCGGCUUCACAGGGCACCGCUGUGAGCAGGAGGUCGAUGAGUGCAAGUCCAACCCCUGCCUGAACGGGGGCUACUGCCGAAACCUCAUCAACAAGUACCACUGUGUGUGUGACAUGAGCUUCGCCGGGGACAAUUGCCAGAUCGACUUGACCUCUAAGGGUCUGACUGCUGACCUGUUGCUGUCAGUCAGUCUGGUGUCAGUGGUGCUGCUACUGGCCCUGGUCAGUACCUCUGUGGGCCUGGUGGUGGCGCUGAACCGUAGGGCCACCCACGGUACCUACAGCCCCAGCCGACAGGAGAAGGAGGGAUCCCGCGUAGAGAUGUGGAACAUAGCCCAGCCGCCGCCAAUGGAGAGACUCAUAUAAAACAUGGCCCAGUUCCAGACCCACCACUCAGCACUGUCCCAACACUGGCUGAAUUUCAAACCGAACACUUGGCCCUUGAGCCCUUUAUCGAGUGAUCGAGUGGUCAAAGUGAUUCAGCCACACUGACUGUCCUGGGCCCAGUUCCAAACCCACCACUCAACACGGUGGAGAGAUUCAUAUAGGAGAUUUGAUCCCAAUGUCAUU